GGAUCAGCGAAACUUCGCCGCGAUGUUGCCGCGGUGGAUGCGGCGGUGCUGUGCAGGGCUGGGGGCGGGCGGCUGGCUGCUCCUGGCGGUGCUGGCGGACUCUAUCGCGGGGUGCCCGGAGGUGUGUCAGUGCGCGGACAGGACGGUGCACUGUGUGGGGAGGGGACUCGCGCAGGUACCUGACAGUAUCCCAGCAGACACCACGCGGCUCUACCUGCAGAGUAACAAGAUUAAGGAGCUGCGCAGUCGGUCCCUCAGGCAUGCGCAGGGCAUCUUCCUGCUCAACCUGAUGAACAACCAGCUGCACAACGUCGGCAUCGAGUCAGAGGCGCUGGAGCAGAUGGGCAACCUGCGGGGACUGUACUUAUCUGGGAACAAACUCAACUACUUCCCAAGAUGGAAUCUUCCUUACCUGGAGUACCUAGAUCUAUCGAACAACGACAUGCGGGACAUCCCCCCGCGCUCCUUGGACAGGUUUCACUACCUGAAGGAACUCUUCUUGAGAAACGUCGGCAUCAGCCGGCUGAGCAGAGACUCCCUGUACGGAUUGAAGAGUUUGGAGGGAAUCCGGUUGGAGUACAACAAGCUGCGGAGUAUCCCCACAGACGCGCUCCAGAAAGUCUCCUCCACGCUCAAACGGUUGUGCUUGCGAGGAAAUCCCAUCGGGAGCCUGGACCGCGAUUCCUUUAGGAACCUCAUCCGCGUGGAGUAUUUGGAUAUAGGAAAUACAGACAUCACACAUCUAGGCAAGGAGGUGUUUUCGCCUCUGCCGAGGUUGAUGACUCUGCUGUUGUCGGGGAACUCCAGACUGAAGUUCCUCGCGCCGGACGCCUUCACGUUAGCGCCGCUGCUGAACUACCUUGCCUUGGACGCCUGUGGAUUCGAGACUCUUUCGCCGCGUGUUCUGACGAAUAUUCCCAAGCUGGACUACAUCAGUUUGCAGUACAACCCGUGGACUUGUGACGAGGAGAUAUGCCGUCUUCGUAGCUGGAUGAUCGGCACGAAGGCUCGGUUAAGACAUCGAAACAAGGUGUACUGUACGGCGCCGGUAGAGUUCCGUGGAGCCAAGAUCACCAGUAACAGCUUUAAUGAGUUAUGUGGGAUGGCCCGGCCUAAAACCACCACGGAAAGCGGGUGGAGACCGAUGCCGACCACCCCUGCCCCGAAGGUGUGGGCGCCUCCACGAUUUCAGCCUACUUUACCAGCUGAACCAACCACCACGACUCUACCAACCACUACGGUCUCACCCACCACAAUCAUACCAACAACGGCAUUGCAAACUACGACACCAGGUACAACCAUGGUACCAACAACUACAGCGGUUACAACAACAGCUGUAACUACAACCAGAGCCACCACCACAGUCCGAGCGGCAGGGGCAGAGGCGACUACCCCUAAGACUAUCUCGCCGCGUCCUCCACUUUCCAUUGGUGAAGACGUUGAGAACCCCAUCAUCAACAGUAAGGAGGUCGGGGGAUACGACAUCCCCAACAACCUGAGUCCGCUCAACAUCCCGUCCCAGGCGAUUGAUCCGAAACUGGGCAACGUUGGGAACGAGAUUCCCGGAAAUGACGCCAUCGUGAACUUCCUGCUGACCAAUCAGCGGUGCCCUGACAUAUGCCGAUGCGAGUUCGCGUACGUCGACUGCAGUAACGUCGGGCUGGCGGUCGUGCCCAACCACAUCCCUCCCCAGACCUUCCGACUGUACCUCGACCACAACGGGCUGGUGAAGAUCCCGUCGCAGAAGUUCGCGGGGAUGUGGGGUCUGCUGACGCUGGAGCUGCAGUACAACCAGCUGACGAGUGAGGGCAUUGUUGACGGGUCCUUUGAGGGGCUGCUGAACCUGAAGUAUCUCAUCCUGUCCAAAAACCACCUGACGAGAGUUCCCGAGGAGCUUCCUCCUAAUCUACAGUACCUAGCUCUGGACGGGAACCUGAUUCGGUCUCUGCCUAUGGAAGCGGUGUCGCCAGUGUUCACCAAGGCGCCGCAGCUGUCCUGGGUGGCCCUGCACAACAACCCCUGGACCUGCAACCUGCACGUGUGCGGACUGAGGGGCUUCAUGUACUCCAACUCCAUUUACGUACCGAACCGGGACCGGCUAACCUGCUCCGCACCCGACCAUCUCAACAGGAAACGGAUAGAAUCCAUCCUCAACAUCUGUGCACCACACCUCCACAACAUCCAGCACUACAAGGUUCCCACCACGCAGUCACCGGGCGCACCUGAGGAUGGUGAGGAGGAUGUGCAGGAGGAGAGGGACACCCGCGGGGAGGUCCCCACCUACCGCCCGCUGGACCUGCGGGAGAACGCCACGGACCUGGCCGCCAACUGCCCGGAGAAGUGUCAGUGUAACCCGUUCGGCCACGUGGACUGCCGUAACCUGGGUCUGACGGCCAUCCCUGAUGACGUCCCGCACUACGCCACCAACUUCUACCUGGAGGACAACACCAUCACCAGAAUCCCCGAGAACUCCGUACUCAAACAUCUGGACAAGUUGAAGGUACUGCAUCUUCACAACAACUUCCUGACGGGAGACCGUAUUGACAAGUCGGCGUUCAGCAGCCUGACGUCCCUGGAGUAUCUCCACCUGAACGGGAACUACCUGACCAGGGUGAACCUCCGUCUGCCGGGUCUGCUCAAGUACCUGUAUCUCAGCAACAACUUCCUGUCGUUCAUCAAGGAAAAUGCAUUCAAAGAGGCUCCUGAACUAGAGCGACUGUACCUUGAGGAAAACCUUUUGUCAGACGACAGCAUCAGCGAGGAAGCCUUUAACGGUCUCCACAAGCUUCGCCACCUCAUCAUGUCCGGGAACAAACUACGGGCCGUUCCGAGGAUCCUCCCGGGAAGUUUAGAGGUUCUACAGCUGGACGGUAACCAGAUCGGGAGUGUACAUUUGGACAGCCUGGCCAACAUGAACAACCUGAUCAAGCUGUCCAUGGCAAACAACCAGAUUACAAAUGCAGGGCUGCCGGAGUUCCUCUUCAAGGACCUGCACAGCCUGCAGCGGCUGCACCUGUCCAACAACACUCUGGAGAAGGUUCCCGACCUGCUGCCUCGGCGGAUCAAGUUCCUCUAUCUGGACGGUAACCACAUCAAGAAGCUGGAGGCUGACCAGUUCACCCGCACCCGCCAUCUCAUCUGGCUCCACCUACAGGACAACAAGCUGCGCGCCACUAACAUCGACCCCUCAGCCUUCCGAGGGUUAAGGCGGAUCACCCUCCUCAACCUGUCAAGGAAUCAGCUGUACAUGGUCCCCAGGGGACUGCCUUCUUCCUUGAAGAACAUCUACUUCUCCAACAACAAGAUUGUCAACCUUCCGCCUCACACCUUCACGGACCUGCAAGGGCUGAUGGGUUUGUAUCUGGAUCACAACGACUUGGACAACACGGGGAUGAUCGACGGAUCUCUGCACGGUCUCAACAAACUUCUCACCCUGGAUCUCUCCUUCAACUACAUGACGCACUUCCCUGCCGGGUUGCCCAGGAGUACCAACUAUCUGUACUUCCAGAAGAACUACAUCAAGGAGAUCAGCAAGCGAGCGAUCACCGCGGUUCCUAACCUAAGAUGGUUGUAUCUCCAGAACAACCGGUUAACAGACGACAGCUUGGAGGGAGGCAUCUUUACUUACCUACCGGAUCUUAUGAAGUUGGAUCUGUCCGGGAACUACUUGGGACAGGUUCCGAACGACUUGCCGAGAAAACUGGAGUACUUGUAUUUGAACGAUAAUGACAUCAAGGUGAUUUCUGAAGACGCCUUCAAGAAGACACCCUUCAUUCGGGAACUUGAACUUAGCGACAACCCCUUAUCAAAGUUCGAUAUCGCUACAGGGGCUCUGACUCCUCUGAAAUUCUUAAGAAGGCUCUACAUAGCAGACGACGACGAAAACUCAGAAAACGAAAUUGACUACUAUGACUAUUGACGGAGUACUUCUUAUGGUGCUAGUUUUGAUGAUAUCUGAAUUCCAAGACUUCGAUCCUAGUUUUAAGUUUGGCCAGCAGUCCGGCUGCCGACUGUUGAUAUGUCCGCUAACUCCAAUACUUCAUGCUGCAUACUCAUUGUGUCAUAACAUGUCUGCUUGUCUACUUGUUGUUAUGUUAGGUAAUGAACGUCAAGGAGAACAAAUUUAAGUUCUGUUUGUUGUUUUGUCUUUGUGGAAGUUGGAAUAACCCCACUGCUCUUGUGGGAGACCUGUUUGAACGAUACUUAUAACCACUGGUGAUCGUCGCCAAUCGCUGAAGUUUUUAUACACCACGUUUUUUUUUCCGGUUCUCAUCAUCAGACUUAUGAGUUGAAUAAGGUCCUGCGACUAGGUGGCAAAGGUCAGCUACCUUGUUUAAUACGGAAAGGGUUGUCUUAGAUCAUUGUCAGCGUUAUAAUAGUUUACCCUAUGAAAUAAAGACUAAGCUUUAAUUUCCACUAACACUUACUACAAAAAAUUGGGACUUACCCCAAAUUUUAGGUUGACUCCAUCAACCUUGUUCAA
This is a messenger RNA of Branchiostoma belcheri (Belcher's lancelet), 4483 nucleotides long. Its product is annotated as slit homolog 1 protein-like. The coding region runs from base 23 to 3919 and encodes 1298 amino acids. The transcript has 10 exons. The record is from RefSeq and is a predicted model, not a curated record. Lineage: Eukaryota; Metazoa; Chordata; Leptocardii; Amphioxiformes; Branchiostomatidae. Gene Ontology annotation, molecular function: protein binding.